Messenger RNA from Ananas comosus (pineapple), 1364 nucleotides. RefSeq names its product dnaJ protein homolog 1-like. The transcript has 3 exons. The coding region runs from base 93 to 1088 and encodes 331 amino acids. NCBI's taxonomy places the organism in Eukaryota, Viridiplantae, Streptophyta, Magnoliopsida, Poales, Bromeliaceae. Gene Ontology annotation, molecular function: protein-folding chaperone binding. The record is from RefSeq and is a predicted model, not a curated record. Gene Ontology annotation, cellular component: cytosol.
CCACUUAUUCCUCUCUCUCUCUCUCUCUCUCUCUUGUUUAAUUUUUUUUUUUUUUUACAACUUAGUGCCUCUAAAAUCUCCAUAAUUUUGCAAUGGGAAACCCCCCAGAUAUUUACUACAAAAUACUCAACAUCUCAAAGGACUCCUCCCCUCAUGAGAUUCGCAGCGCCUACAAAUCCUUGGUGCGAAAAUGGCAUCCGGAUAAGCACCCUCCCUCCUCCAAGCCCGAAGCAGAAGCGCGCUUCAAAUCCAUCACCGAAGCCUACGAGGCACUGAGUGAUCAGCAAGAGAACAGGGCACUGUUUGGGGCAAACUGCGGCGGCGGCGGCGGCGGCGGCGGUGGCAACAUUGCCGGAGGCGGCAUUAACGGCGUAAACGGCGGCGCCGCUGCCGGCGGCAGCGCGGCGGCGCCGGGGGUUCGGAGGGGCGAGAAGGAUCGGAAGAAUGAGGAGGGUGUCUGGUGCAACUCGGCCGGGAAUGUGGGGAGGAGCCGCGCCGCGCUGGCGGCAUUCAAAAGCUCGUUCGAGCGGCGGAAGCUGCCGCCGGUGGAGCGGAAGAUCGAGUGCUCGCUCGAGGAACUCUGCCGCGGAUCCAAGAAGGAGAUCAAGGUCGUCCGCGACGUCGUCGCCAAGAACGGGGUGAUUGCGAAAAAGGAGGAAACACUGACAAUAAGAAUAAAACCCGGGUGGAGGAAAGGAACCAAGAUCACAUUCGAGAACAUGGGGGACGAGAGACCGGGGUGUCUCGCCGCCGACUUGGUCUUCGUGAUCAAAGAAAAGGAGCACCCCAUUUUCAAGAGAGUGGGGAAUGAUUUGGUUCUCAAAGUUGAGGUCCCUUUGAUCAAUGCUUUAACAGGAUGGGCAUUCUCUUUUCGACUUCUCACCGGAGAAAAAAUGAACUGCUCAUUCGAUGAGGAGAUCAUCUAUCCGGGCUACGAGAAGGUGAUCAAGGGCCAGGGAAUGCCCCUCGCGAGCGAAAAGGCGCUCGCGAGGGGCGAUCUGAGGAUAAAAUUCAGCAUCGUUUUCCCGAAGAAGCUGAGCGACGAGCAGCGGUCGGGCUUAGUCGAGCUUCUCAGGGACUGCACCUGAGUGUUGUUUUGAGUUGUUAUCUUUUGUUUCGCUUUGUGAAAUCUCCUUCCACUGUUAAUAUUCGGAAUCGUCGUAUAUAUGAGGAUAUAGCAGUUUUAUUAUUGACAGAGCAGAUGCGCCCGGCUUUAGUGUAUCUGUCCUAUCAAAAAGGCGAACUUAUCGUGUUAAUAUCACUACCCUCACAUGAGAGAGUUCACUAUGUAUAUAGUUUUUAUUUGUCACAUAUAUGGAUAUUUCAUAUUUGUUUAUAGUAUGAGUUGGUGAUAUUUCUCUUUA